Messenger RNA from Microsporum canis CBS 113480, 765 nucleotides. Its product is annotated as ADP-ribosylation factor 6. Gene Ontology annotation, molecular function: GTP binding; GTPase activity. The record is from RefSeq and is a predicted model, not a curated record. Lineage: Eukaryota; Fungi; Ascomycota; Eurotiomycetes; Onygenales; Arthrodermataceae. The transcript has 2 exons. Gene Ontology annotation, biological process: intracellular protein transport; Golgi to plasma membrane protein transport; protein localization to organelle. Bases 1 to 765 code for a protein of 254 amino acids. Gene Ontology annotation, cellular component: Golgi apparatus.
AUGUACCAUCUCGCAAAGUCGCUGUAUCAGUACGUAACAAGCAAAGAAGAAUACUCCAUCCUGCUGCUCGGCCUCGAUAACGCUGGCAAGACGACGCUUCUCUCGCAGAUAAAGGCGCUCUUCAUCCCGGCCGCAGACGGGCAGACCCAGCAGGUCCCUGCAAAGACGGUGCCUACUGUGGGCCAGAAUGUCUCUACAAUCUCGCUGCCGGACAUGUACCUGAAGAUAUGGGACAUUGGCGGGCAGAUAUCAAUGCGCGGCCUCUGGCAGAGCUACUACUCCAGCUGCCAUGCCAUCGUCUUCGUCGUCGACAGCGCCGAUGUGGGCGACGACCCGGAUGUCUCUGACCUCAGCCCGUCGUCUACCCUGGGCGGAGACGGAGUAGAGCCUGCUGGCAGUGAAGGGGACGACAGUGGUGGCGCGCUGGCGGGACGGAUAGAGACUAUUGACCGAGCUGCUGGCCGGUUUGGCCGGCUAGACGAGUGCCGCCAGGUUCUCGAGUCCGUCCUUCGACACGCUGACACGGCUGGUGUGCCCAUCCUCGUCCUCGCCAACAAGCAGGACAGAGAGGACUGCGUCGAGGUUGUCCGGAUCAAGGAGGGCCUCGUCCGCAAGGUCUUCGAGGGACAGGAAGGGGGCGGCGUGCGAGACAGCAGAGUGCUCCCCGUCAGUGCCUUGACGGGCGCCGGUGUCCAGGAGGCCGUCGACUGGAUCAGGAGCCGAGUAAAGUGGAAUAAAGAGGGCAGGCCGCCGGUCAUGAGAUAA